This is a messenger RNA of Erpetoichthys calabaricus (reedfish), 1893 nucleotides long. Its product is annotated as coagulation factor VII-like. The record is from RefSeq and is a predicted model, not a curated record. Gene Ontology annotation, cellular component: extracellular region. Lineage: Eukaryota; Metazoa; Chordata; Cladistia; Polypteriformes; Polypteridae. Bases 337 to 1671 code for a protein of 444 amino acids. Gene Ontology annotation, biological process: proteolysis; blood coagulation. The transcript has 8 exons. Gene Ontology annotation, molecular function: serine-type endopeptidase activity; calcium ion binding.
UGGGAUGGGCGUAUUGUAUUGGAGAUAGCGAAAUCCUCUUUUCUGCCCCCUCAUGAUUUCUCCAAUCCGUCCCUCUAAGACACUCACCAAGCUUACACUACACAAUAGUCUUUUAGAUAAAAAUCCAUUUAAACAAUUUGUAUUGAAAAUAGACCUUCUGUGUCCCCAAGUAAAUGUCUUAUUGUCCCUUUGGGGGUUGACACAAAAUAGCUAGCCUUGAUAAUGUCAGGACCCCAGAGUAACAAAUAGUCCUAGCUUAUCCAAGCAGUGUGGCCAGAGUGAACUUUGGACGUCAGAGCCUAUGCUGGGAUUUACAAAAAAAUACUUCAGUACACCAUGUUGUUGCAACGGCUUCUCUGUCUCUCUUUUCUCCCUUUUUGUUGUUUAUCAGCUACAGUAUUCCUAACAAAGGAUGUGGCUAACAGCAUGUUGCCUAGACAGAAGCGAGCAAACACUUUAUUUGAAGAACUGAAAGCAGGAUCACUGGAGCGUGAAUGCAGAGAGGAGAUAUGUUCCCAAGAAGAAGCAAGAGAAAUCUUUGAGGAUGAUGAGAGAACGCAAGAAUUCUGGAAAGUAUAUAAUGAUCCAGAUCAGUGUUUAUCCAACCCCUGUCAAAAUGGUGGAACAUGUGUGGAUGAAUUCCAGUCUUACAUGUGUCGCUGUCCAGAAGCAUUUGAGGGAAGAAAUUGUGAACUUGCUUUUGAAGAUACUCAGAAAUGCCUAUACCUGAAUGGAGGUUGUGAGCACUUCUGCAAUGACACCAACAAUGGCUCAGUUUGCACAUGUGCUGAGGGGUACAAGCUUGAUGCGGACGUGACGUCAUGUAUACCUACAGUAAAGUAUCCCUGUGGGAAGAUCCCACUUGAAACAUCAAAUCCAGAUGAAGUAAAGGACGACACACGAGGACGAAUAGUUGGUGGAACAGUUUGCCCAAAAGGACAUUGUCCAUGGCAGGUUCUCUUAGCUUAUGGAGACAAACACUUUUGUGGUGGCGUCAUAAUUCAUCCACUCUGGGUUGUUACUGCAGCUCAUUGCUUUCCUAAAGUAACUACAGUUAACUUGAAAGCAGUCGUUGGUGAACAUACAAUUGAUGUCAAUGAAGGUACUGAACAGACGAUUAAAGUUAAAAAAAUAAUAAUUCAUGAAAGAUAUAUAAAAGAUAACACCGAUAGUGAUAUUGCGCUGCUGAGACUGGACAAGCCCAUUAUUUACUCCGACUAUGUUGUUCCCAUCUGCCUACCAGAGAAGCACUUGGCCCAGAAUGAACUGGCAGCUGUGAGAUACUCAACAGUAAGUGGGUGGGGCAAACUCAGUGAAGGCGGCCCUACUGCUUCCAUUCUGCGUAAGCUGACGGUGCCACGGCUAAAGACACAGGAGUGCGUCGAGAACAGCAAGUUGAAUAUUACCAAGAACAUGUUCUGUGCUGGCUACUUUGAAGGAAAGCAGGACUCCUGCAAGGGAGAUAGUGGCGGACCUCAUGCCACGCUUUAUAUUAAGACCUGGUUUCUCACUGGAAUCGUGAGCUGGGGCAAAGGAUGUGCCCGGCCAGGCUUCUAUGGGAUUUAUACUAGGGUGUCUCGUUAUUUGAACUGGAUUAAUAACCAUGUGCAUUCAGAGGACGUUCCUCUGCUUCCGUAUCCUAAAGUGUCUGCCAAUGUUACAUCAGUGUAAACAUUGCAUUAAUAUUCCAUUUACAAUAUGGUAUAGAAAAAUAUGUAAUCGAGGAUGGCCUACUGUUUAAGAUUUUGUAGACAAGGUCAAAAAUUGUGCAGUGUUUGUUUCCAUGGUAAUAUAUACAAUAUUUGUAUUAUAGUUUAUUUUUUCAUUCCAAAAUAUAUUUUGACCCUCCGGUGUGACACCCUUAAAAAUUAAACUGGCAUACAUUUAUCACUA